AUGGGGUCUCUGCUCCUCCUCUUGUUGCUGCUUUUGCUGUCGCCCUCCUACCCGCGAGGCGGGAGCGCGCGGAGGCGCCGGGGUACGCGGACGCAAGGCCCGGGAGGCCCCUCUCCCGCGCCCCCGGAGACCUCAGCACCCUUCUGGGUGCGCAUAAGCCCCGAGUUCAAGGCCGUGCCGCCGGGGGGCUCAGUGUGGCUCAACUGCAGCAGCAGCUGCCCCCUACCGGAGGGUUCCAGCCUCCGCACCGAGCUGCGGCGAGGCGACACGCUCAGUGGGCCCGGUUGGGUAUCCUACCAGCUGCUGGAUGUGAGGGCCUGGAGCUCCGAUGUGCACUGCUUCGUCACCUGCGCGGGAGAAACGCGGGGGACCACCGCCAGGAUUACCGCCUACAAACAGCCACACAGCGUGAUCCUGGAGCCUCCGGUCUUAAUGGGCAGUGAGUACACUCUGCGCUGCCAUGUGACGCACGUGUUCCCCGUGGGCUUCCUGGUGGUGAUUCUGAGGCGCAGUGGCCGGGUCAUCUACUCCGAGAGCCUGGAGCGCUUCACCGGCCGGGAUCUGGCCAACGUGACGCUGACUUACGCGUUACGCGCCAGGCCCAGUGACUUCGGGCAGCCCGUUACCUGCCACGCCCGCCUCAAUCUCGAUGGCCUAGUGGUCCUCAGUAGCUCGGCACCCAUGACGCUGCCAGUCCUCGCUUGGAGCCCUGCGUCCAAAGCCUUGGCCUCCACCUCCAUCGCAGCCCUUGUGGGGAUCCUUCUUGUAGUGGGGGCCCUCUGCCUGAGAAAGUACCUCUCGAUGAAGUCUCGGGCAUAG
Messenger RNA from Mesoplodon densirostris (Blainville's beaked whale), 819 nucleotides. It is a transcript of the gene ICAM4, whose product is annotated as intercellular adhesion molecule 4 (Landsteiner-Wiener blood group). Gene Ontology annotation, cellular component: membrane. The transcript has 3 exons. Gene Ontology annotation, molecular function: integrin binding. Gene Ontology annotation, biological process: cell-cell adhesion. The record is from RefSeq and is a predicted model, not a curated record. The coding region runs from base 1 to 819 and encodes 272 amino acids. Lineage: Eukaryota; Metazoa; Chordata; Mammalia; Artiodactyla; Ziphiidae.